Molecule: messenger RNA, 1665 nt
Organism: Lotus japonicus
Lineage: Eukaryota; Viridiplantae; Streptophyta; Magnoliopsida; Fabales; Fabaceae
Product: probable glycosyltransferase At5g20260
Exons: 4
Coding region: 199-1665 (488 amino acids)
Molecular function (GO): glycosyltransferase activity
Source: RefSeq, a predicted model, not a curated record
CAUAAGUGCAAUAUUUCAACAUGCCAUGUCUUCCUUCCCAUACCUUCUUCCUUUGUAGUACAAAUUAGCUUAGCCUAGCUAAAUAGCAAAAGAUUGCACAAAGUUGAGAAAAAAAAGGAAGAAAAAGAGAGAAAACACAAACGAGUAAUAACUAUAUAUAUAUAUUGAUCACCAAACUGAGAAGCUGACACAAUAGCCAUGGGAGCAACCUUGAUAACGAAAUCAUGGCUUGUAUUCUCCGGAUCCUUUCUCUUCCUUAUUUUCCUCUCCUUCCUUGCAUAUAAUUACCAAAAUGACAUAACUCUUAUUUUUCCUGCCAUCAACAUCUUACCAACAACAACAAACGACCUCAGAAGCAGUACUCUUGACGUCGCCGCAGCAGCUCCUCCUGUUGUGGCGGCACAACACAUGGUGCAUCCCUUGUACUCCUCUCCUACUAAUGCAUCCCGUGUUACUAACAACACCAAAAAAGGGAAGAGCAAAUUAUUAGUGAGACUUGAAGAAGGAUUAGCUGAAGCAAGAGUGACUAUUCGCAGAGCAAUACGAAGACAGAACUACACAAAAUCAGAUGAUCAUGAUAAGGAAGAGUUUUUCGUUCCUAGAGGAUGCAUUUACAGAAACGCUUAUGCUUUUCAUCAAAGUCACAUAGAGAUGAUGAAGAGAUUCAAAGUGUGGACUUACAAAGAAGGUGAACCACCUUUGGUUCAUGAUUGGCCUUUGAGGUCAAUCUAUGGCAUUGAGGGACACUUCAUGGGUGAAAUUGACAACACAUUGAGCCCAUUUUCGGCCCGGCAUCCAGAUGAGGCCCAUGUCUUCAUGCUACCCUUGAGUGUGGCUCGUAUUGUGAAGUACCUGUACCAGCCUCUCACCACAUACUCUAGGGCUCAACUCAUGAGAGUCACAAUUGACUAUACAAGCAUCAUAGCUCGGAAGUACCCUUACUGGAAUAGGAGCAGAGGAGCAGAUCAUUUCAUAGCCUCUUGUCAUGACUGGGCACCAGAUAUCUCAAGAGAGAGUUCGGGCAAAGAGCUUUUCAAGAACAUAAUAAGAGUCUUAUGCAAUGCAAACACGUCCGAAGGAUUCGACCCCAAAAGAGACGUGCCAAUGCCUGAAAUCAACCUGCAAGGUUAUCAAUUGAGUUCACCAAUUCCUAGCCAAUUAGACCCAAAUCAUCGUCCCAUACUCGCUUUCUUCGCAGGAGGAUCUCAUGGCAAAAUCAGAGAGACCCUUCUCAACCACUGGAAGGACAAAGAUGAAGAAGUCCAAGUGCACGAGUAUCUCCCCAAAGGCCUCGAUUACCACGCGCUCAUGGCGCAAAGCAAGUUCUGCUUGUGCCCGAGUGGAUAUGAAGUGGCGAGUCCAAGAAUAGUUGAAUCCAUCAAUGCAGGGUGUGUUCCUGUGAUUGUUUCGGAUUACUAUCAACUUCCCUUUAGUGAUGUUCUUGAUUGGAGCAAGUUUUCACUGCACAUUCCGUCAGAGAGGAUAGGUGAAAUCAAGAUGAUACUGAAGAGUGUUACGCUUGCUAAGUACUUGAAAUUGCAGAGGAGGGUGAUGAAGGUUCAAAGGCAUUUUGUGCUGAAUCGACCGGCUAAACCGUUUGAUGUGGUUCAUAUGAUUCUGCAUUCUAUAUGGCUUAGAAGGCUCAAUAUCAGGAUACCCCAGUGA